ACAGUUGGCUUUCUACAUCUACCUCUGGUCGUCAGUCUGGCCAGUGCGAGUGCGGACACUGCCGACUGCUCCUUGCUCCAGCAGCACGAGACCCAGUUUCGCCAGGCUCCGUCAGAGGUGGUUCAGCAGCUCAAUGCAUCGAAGUGGGCUGGCUGGUGUUGGAAUGGAACCAAUAACGUCGUUGAUCGUGAGAUCUUCCUCCUCCACAUCGGAAAGAUCGCAGGCUGCUCCUUAGUAGGAGACCUCUCCAUGCUAGUGGGCCGAGACAACAUCUGGACGGCACAGGUCUGCUGGGAGAAAUCUACCAAAGCCAGGUUUGGAAAGACGGCGCUGAUGCUUCGCCGUCCGAAAGACCACCUCUUGUCCAUCUACCAUCAAUGCCUACAGCCAGGGCCCCUGGAGAUCAAAGCACUGGAGAGGCGUGGCAUUGCGCCGGGUCAAGAAGGUUUCAACCUGCCGAGCUUCGGAGACUGGGUCCGGUCGUGGAAUCAGCAUCCACCGAAGUUCUACCACGCGAAGGAUGCCUGGCGGAGUUCUCACGGAAGGGAUGGGCCGUUCAAGCUGGAGCCCGACCAGUCCACCCUCAGAUCCACGGUCGACCCUCCAUCUCAGGGCUAUCACAACGAGAGGUUUCACUGCGUGGAUCCGCGCAACCCGGUUGGCUGGCAACUGACCUGCACGGAGGAGGCCGCCCGUCCAGACCACAUCGACGAGAAGAAAUCGCUGGCGAUCCUUCACUCUGCCAGCGUCGUAGGGAUCUUGGAGGCCUAUCAGGAGAGCAUUUGCCUCUACUCUGCGAAGUUAAGGAACUUUUUGCCCAGUCAUUGCAACUGCGAAGAUGCCUCGGCUUGGGAUGCCUUCGUGCCGCUUCAUAUCGACCACGACCAUUCCUACAGCGAGCGUGCGGAUGACUAUAACGAAAGCGUCCAGAAGGACAUUGAAGGGUUAACACAGGUGGACCGGAAGCUCUACCAGGCCGGAGUGACUCAAUUCAUUCAGGAAAUGGAUGACCUGGAGAAAACCUUCAAAGUGAAGGUUCUUUGUCGCCAGCAACGCCAGACACUUUUAAGCGCGGCGUCAGGAUGAAUUUUUUGGGCGUCAACAGAAGUCACCGCCAUGAUGGCGCCAGUGAAACUAGGCUGCCGAGAGGUGUUCGCCUGUUUUGCCCUGUAGAACCCCCACUGCGAAAAUCGCGCCUGGCAUGAGAGACCCCGGUGUCGGUGGUUUUGGCGUCUUUUUUU
Messenger RNA from Durusdinium trenchii, 1241 nucleotides. The record is from the annotation of a GenBank genome assembly. Lineage: Eukaryota; Dinophyceae; Suessiales; Symbiodiniaceae.